AUCGUCGUGUAGGGCUCUGGUAUCCGCGGGACACGGUCUGGCACGAGCGGCUAUUGCUGUACCCCGCCAGAGGGACGUACUGUUGGAUCCUCACGCCCGACCUGAACAGGUAUCCCGAGGACGUGGCGGGCUCCAUGGGCGACGGGUGCGGCAGGGCCUUCGCCUGUGCUCCGAACGGCACGGCGCCCGCCCUGGCUCACGGUGCUUGGACCGUUGCCUGGCAGCGUUUCCGAGGCCUGGUGCAGACGUCGCGGAGUAACCAGUGCGCCGCCGCCUGCCGCUGCGGGUCGGCGGGGGCGCGGUGCACGGCCACCCCGCCUGGCGCCGUGCCGCUGGAGGACGCGGCGGCGCCUGGUCCCCCCGGGGCCCCCGCCGCCUCGGCCUCGCUGGGGCCGCCCGAGGGCUGCGCCUGGGUGGUGAGCUCACCCAGGCGCCUGCCCGUCGGCCAGGAAGCUACGCUGGAGUCGGACAGCGUGCGGCUGGACGAGACCCACGCGGUGCGCAUCGGGCUGGUGGACUCGUUCAGGGACAGCCGCUCACGCGAGCUCAUCAGGCUGCUGGGAACCGACCUUGCUGAGAGGUAUCCCGGAGGCGCUGGGCUCGGCGGCGAGGCGGCCGCUCCCGGAGCCUCCGUCGGAGCUCCCGACCUGGAGGCUGGCGAAAAGGACUUGAGAGAUAGGCUCGGAGCGCCGCCGCCUGAGGGCCUUCAAAAGCCUGACGCUGGCGACGAUGUGCGAACUUUGUGGGUGCAGCCUGACGAGCGUGGAGAGCGGCGCAAGCUGUGGCGGGAGGUCGUACGUGAGGUGAAGCGGUGUGCGUUCAAGGACUGGCCGCUGGAGGACGGCCUCUCGACGGUGGAGCACAUGUUCAAGAAGUGGGAGCAGAACGGUGGGAACCCGUUGCUGUGGCUCGAGAUGUGGACCCGCGAUCGGAUGCUGAUUUCUACGGAUCGGACCUACAUCGAGAUGGAGUGCCUGCUGUCCGCCAUUUAUUUCGCGGGGAGCUAUGACCAUAUCAAUCUCGCCAGCAUGGCAAGCGUGGAAGUAUUGUGCCGAUGGGUGUCGCAGAUCGUGGAGGCCUACCCUGGUGAUCCGACGAAGCCCCCGAAAUGGGGGGGCCUGCGUCACUGCGUGGGCGUGGCGGGCCCUAUGGACGUCAUCGACCCCGCCCUGCGCGCGGCGGUGUUCCGCCGCUGCAAGGAAGAGAUGGAGCUGGAGAAUUGGAAGGCCGCGCGACAGGCGUGCCCCCGCCGAACCCGCUGGCCCAGGAGGCGGGCGAGGGCCUGCCCACUGCUGGGGGCGCUGGUGGAGCCGAUGGCCGAGGCAGCGGGCGCGGCGGCGGUCGAGGGGCUGGCGGCCGAGGCGGACGAGGCGAUGCCGGACGAGCAGCUGGACGAGGAGGCGGCGGGCGCGCUUCGACGGCGCGCAGUUACAGGGCCGCGGUGCUGCGCGGCUCGCCGGGCGGGCCCGUCGUGA
Molecule: messenger RNA, 1475 nt
Organism: Prorocentrum cordatum
Lineage: Eukaryota; Dinophyceae; Prorocentrales; Prorocentraceae
Source: the annotation of a GenBank genome assembly